This is a messenger RNA of Caenorhabditis sp. 36 PRJEB53466, 2654 nucleotides long. The record is from the annotation of a GenBank genome assembly. NCBI's taxonomy places the organism in Eukaryota, Metazoa, Nematoda, Chromadorea, Rhabditida, Rhabditidae.
AUGGGGAACUCAUCGUCAAGCUCUUCGCGAAUCAACAAAAAAUCAGAGUCGAUGGAAAUUCGAAGCUCGCACAAAUCGAACCGAUCUUCAGUAGCUGUAAGUCUCUUUUUUCUUCUUUUGUUUUUCGCUCAAUUUUCGUCGAAAAAGUUUGUCUCUCGAGUCGCGAGGCACUAAUUAGCAAGUUAUUACGUAGUGGCACGUCAAAACGACCAUUUAUAGGGCGAGUUCAACAAAAGUAAGAGUAUGAUGGAUAUGAGUUCAAAAAGCUCGAGGAUGUCAACGUCGACCACGUCAAGCACGUCGCGCCAGAAAAGCAUCACAAGUAUCAGUAACCGUGACCGACCGAAAAGUGCACGAGAAGCGAAAUUGUGAGUUGGCAGUAAUUACGAGUGUGUCUAAUUUACGUGUUUACAGCCAUGAGAUCUCACGUACAAAAUCGAUGAAGAAGGAUAGUCAUCCGAUUUCAUCACAGGGUCGUGAUAUUAUAUCACAGUGUUUUGACAAUCCACAUUCCGAAUUUGCAAAUAAGGUAUGUGCGGGAGAUGGGAACUAGGAGCUAGACUAGACUUUUCUUUCUUUCUUCAUUCUUCGCGUUAUCCUUCCUUUACGUCAAAAAGCUAUCAAUAGGCCAUGUAGUUUGGUUUUCUGAGAUUUAUCGAUCUCUUCUCUUUUUUCCCCUCUUUCCUAUCUUCUCUGCGAUGAUUUUUUUGACACAGCUUGCUCAUCAGAGAACAGAUACGUGAUCUGUGUGCUUUAUCAUUUUUCUUUUCCCCCCAGCGACUCGCAUAGACAGGGACCAACAGAAAGAUGAAAAGAUGAAAAUAGAAUGAAACAUUUCAGGUUGUGCAACGAAUUUCUGAAAAACGGGAAGACUACCAGAAGUAUUUCAUGAAUUUGGGAAAAGAGCGAAGUUCCAUCGUCAAUAAUCGGCUCAAGUCAAUGGUGGAGGAGAUUGUUGCACAUGUCAGUUCUCUUGAUGCAUUUCCUUUUUCCGGAUCCCGGAUCUCGGAUGUCCGAAUGUCCAGAUCGGCCCAGAACAAUUAGAUUGUCACUUACUCUGGUCAAAGUACACUUUCACAAAAGUAUUUCCCUCUCUCCUGCCAAAAAUGAAAGCGAUGGCAUGUCCCUGGGGAUAGUGUGGGACGAACCCCUCUAAUAAGUUUUCGUUGAACUUUUUUCGAGACCCAAUCUCAUUUUUCAUUUUGACGAAUUUUGAAAAGGGACACUUUGCAACCAGCCGUAACUCUUUUGUCCCCUUCGACACACACAGUUUUUCUCGUUUUUGUCCUCGUCCAUCACAAAGAGACACGAGACGGAGAGGGAAUGAAAAAGAGAGAAAGAGAGCGACAAUCGAUUUGAAUUUAUUGCAGAUUCACGACGCCGAGUUUAUUGAGAGCAUCUCGAAACAAUAUGGUGAAGAGCACGUGGAACUCAAGCAGUAUGGCUUUAAGCCUGAUUUUUGGGUCGCCGUAGCGGAUGCCAUGACAAAAGAGGGCGUCAUUCUGGACAUGGCUAAUCAUCAGGUAGGAUUGAGGGGGGGGUUCAGAAAUAGUUUGUUAAAGGCAAGUGCAAGGGUGAGGGUCCACGUGAUAAUUUGUGGGAAAAUAUUUAAUAAAUGGUAGAUCGCCUUACUUCUUUUACGUCACAUGGCACUGGGAAAGGAAAACAUGUCAUUGGACACUAUAAUUAUUCGUGCAAAACGUCUUGAAAGGGGGCUUGGUUAGUUCACUUUGAUUCUGACGGAAAUACGUGCCUUCUGAUCAGUUUUCACAGAAUUUGCCCAGUGAGCGUUCCCCUUCUCUAUAUUUUCAAGAUUUUCUGAUUUUGAACAGUUUAGCGAAACUUUUUUGGGCUCAAUAAACAUACAAUUUAUUGGAAGUUUAGAGUUCACAAACUUGUAUUCAUUUUUCCGCAAAACUUGACAAUUUCUCAAACUUCUAGCUCAUCUCUAUCGAAAUGUUCUCAUUUUCAGCCGGCCGACACAGUCUCCGCAUGGUCCUCCCUUGCCACAAUGAUUUUCUCCUCGGUUCGUGACGGCUACUACUCAGAGCUACGUCGUCAUAGGAUGAGCUCACGACGAACGUUAAAGCAUCAAAGUACAGUGGAUUCUAGGGAGGAAAAUAAUGAGGUUGGUUAAACAAACAGGCAAUGCUGUGCAUCAAAACAUGCAUGCUGUCUCUCUAAAAUUGGGCGGCAGGGGCACCGAUUUCAUUCGUUCAUUCAUUCGAGAAAGAACAAAAAUAAAAAAGACGCGUAGACAGGAAGGGAGUGGGGGAUGGAUUGAUGGAACGCGAGCACAUCCGUAAUUUCAGCAGUCAUCAGUGGACGAGAGCGGAGUGGCGACGACGGCAGCCGGCAUGUUAGGACAGAGGGACCAUUCAAAAAGCACGGCAGCGGCAACACACUUAGUCGACGAGGGCCCCAGGAACAUUCUGGCCGGAGCGAGGAGGGAUACCAUUCGCAGUAUUUCCACAUAUUCCACAGAAUCCGCAACUUAUUCUGGCAGACGAAACGGCAGUGGUACGGUAGUUUUCUUUCAAAACCUAACCCAACCUAAGAACUGUUUCAGAUGCACCAUCUACAUCAUCCACAACGAGCAGUAUGACCCGACGACCGAUCUUCGAGUAAUUUAUAAUCAAAUGAACGACGACUAA